AAAUCGUUAUCAGCUCCACUACUCUGUUGCGCGGCAUCAUAUCAACAAUCACACCACUUUUUUCCCUCUUUUUUGGUGAACUUUUAUAAAAAUUGACUUUUUAUUGAUUUGUAUACAUGACGGCGGAAGCUUCUUCCAGCUCCACGCGAUGUCUAAUUUGUUCAGCACAAGCCACUGGAUUUCACUUUGAAGCUCAGUCCUGCUCAGCUUGUGCUGCAUUUUUCCGGCGGACCGUUGCACUGACAAAAAGUUUCAAGUGCAUCACAGGAAGGGAUGACUGCAAUGUUCAUUAUAGUAUGCACCAAAUCUGCAGAAGCUGCCGUCACAAAAAGUGCCUGAGCAAUGGGAUGAAGCCCGGUGGAGUUCAACCCAAAAAGCCAAACAUUGAAACCGGAAGAGCAUUUUUCACAAAAUCAGGGCUCAAGAGAAAUAAGAAAUUCGCGAAUGUGUCCCCGCAGACGGCUGACGAGCAGAAGCUCGUGGUGGAGGGGGUUAAGGUUCCUAAAAUUGAGGUUCAGGAGCCAAAUAGCUUGGAGGACUUGGAACAGGAUAAUGAAUUUGUGAUAAAAACCCCUACACCUCGGAAAAUCUCAUCGUCCACCUCCUUCAGCGCCUCAACAACUACAAACUACAGUACUCCCGGACCAUCUCCGAUGGCUCCCUGCUCAGCGGGCCCGGAUGUGCUCACCCUGUUCAUACGGGAAGAGAUGAAGCUCGGUGAGAGAAGGAGGCUAUUGUUCAGUGAACGAGCAGUAGGGACUCUAUUGGGACAGAAUAAGCAUUGUCCCUACAAAAAAGAGGACAUAAAACCCCUGGUAUUCCACGACUUUCGUCUAACCAUAAAAACACACAUAAUGCUAGUCUACGAGUGGCUCCAAACCUGGCCCGAGCUCCAGGAGCUCGACGACUUCGACCGAAUGUCACUGCUCCGGAAAGCUGUAUUAAUACAUUUCCUACUUGAUCCAUCCUUCUUAUCAUAUCAAAUCGGUGAACCUGAUAAGCUGAUAAUGCAGAACGGGGGCUUCAUAUCAACAGCGGACCAUCAUGGAGUUGGCUGGGAGGAUGAGACGGAUAUCAGUGGGGAGAAUAAGAGAAAGUACUAUGUUCCAAUUAUGAAACAAAUCACCGACGAGAUCAUGCCUGCGAUGGAAGCUAUGAAGAUCACUUUUGAGGAAUUUGUGGCGCUGAAGGCGCUGGCGUGCUUUCAAGGGGGUUUCGAAAACGUGUCAGAGGCGAAACGUCACCUAAUCACCCAACAAGUUAACAGGAUAAUGACGUCACUACACACCCAUUAUCUUGAAAAUUCCGAAGAAAAAAUCGCGGAGAGGUUUGGAACCAUUGUGCUCAUGCUGAGCAAUAUAUUUACUGCCGGCAAUGAUUUUGUGCAAAAUCACAGAGAAAUCGAUAUUUUCCACAUUUGGGAUCUGGACAAGCUGGUGCUCCAGCUGCUCAACCUCGACAAAAUUAUGGAGACAGAAGCCAGGGAGACUGCCGAGAAACGGGCGAUGCGGAAUGGGAUUAAUGUUGUUAAUAAUAAUAAUGAUGUGCUUUUGGGUCAGGCAAAGCUUGAAAAAUGAGAAUAAAUGAAUUUUUGGGCUUUUUAAAAUUUUAGAAUUUUAUAACUUUUUGAAAAAAAAUUUUUUUUUCGUUUUUUUUUUUUCAAAUUUCAAAAAAUUAUAACUUUAGUCAUUUUUAAGAUUUUUUGCUCAUUUUUUGCAAAAAUGUGCGAAAAAAUUAUAUCUACAGCAUACCCAUCAAUUUUCCCCCUGGGACCCAAAAAA
Messenger RNA from Caenorhabditis elegans, 1781 nucleotides. It is a transcript of the gene nhr-80, whose product is annotated as Nuclear hormone receptor family member nhr-80. The record is from RefSeq and is marked reviewed. The coding region runs from base 117 to 1577 and encodes 486 amino acids. Lineage: Eukaryota; Metazoa; Nematoda; Chromadorea; Rhabditida; Rhabditidae. The transcript is spliced from 7 exons. Gene Ontology annotation, molecular function: RNA polymerase II cis-regulatory region sequence-specific DNA binding; sequence-specific DNA binding; zinc ion binding. Gene Ontology annotation, cellular component: nucleus. Gene Ontology annotation, biological process: regulation of DNA-templated transcription.